CUCUGUUCCCGCCUCUUGAGUUCUCUAGCGCAUUUUCCACGGAAGACCAUCUGAAAACCCGGAAAAAGGAUCGGGAAACUCCAACCGGCGAAUUGCGCUUGCGCACCGAGGGGACGGAAGUCGAGGCGAGAGUGACCCUACUUCCGUUUCUGGUUUUGGUCCAGUGUUUGGAUCUCUUCGUGCCGUACAAGAUGAACCGAUUCUUCGGGAAAGCGAAACCCAAGGCUCCGCCGCCCAGCCUGACUGACUGCAUUGGCACGGUGGACAGCAGGGCAGAAUCCAUUGACAAGAAGAUUUCUCGAUUGGAUGCUGAGCUAGUGAAGUAUAAAGAUCAGAUCAAGAAGAUGAGAGAGGGUCCUGCAAAGAACAUGGUCAAGCAGAAGGCCUUGCGGGUUUUAAAGCAAAAGCGGAUGUAUGAGCAGCAACGGGACAAUCUCGCCCAACAGUCAUUUAACAUGGAACAAGCCAAUUAUACCAUCCAGUCAUUGAAGGACACCAAGACCACGGUCGAUGCUAUGAAACUGGGAGUAAAGGAAAUGAAAAAGGCAUACAAACAAGUGAAAAUUGACCAGAUUGAGGAUUUGCAAGACCAGCUAGAGGAUAUGAUGGAAGAUGCAAAUGAAAUCCAAGAAGCACUGAGUCGCAGUUAUGGCACCCCAGAAUUAGAUGAAGAUGACCUAGAAGCAGAGCUGGAUGCACUGGGUGAUGAGCUUCUGGCUGAUGAAGAUAGUUCUUACUUAGAUGAAGCAGCAUCUGCACCUGCAAUUCCAGAAGGUAUUCCCACUGACACAAAAAACAAGGAUGGAGUCCUGGUGGAUGAGUUUGGAUUGCCACAGAUCCCUGCUUCAUAGAUUCACAUCAUUCAAGUACAUCCUGAAAAGCAAAUAUUCUGGGACUAGGAAAUAUUUAUCUUUACUAUGACAGAUUUAGGUUUCUCCCCUUUCCUUGAGGGAAAAGUUAAUUAGCUUUUUUAUUUUUUUUCAUUAAGAGACUCAUUGCUUGGGGGAUGCUUUCUUUGUACUAAAUUUGAUUCCUUUUCUCUUAUGAAAGACUAACGUACUUAAAAGUAUCUUUGGAUUUGUAUGAAUUGUUUUUAUUCAUUAACUAAUUUUAAAUAGAACCAAGGAAGUGGAAUCUUUAAAUUCUAUGACAGUGUACUCUACAGUCUCUAUGUAACCCAACAAAUUGACAAGAUGAAGAUGAGAUUACUGAGACUGUUUGCAUUAUGAUUCUAAACUAUUUUCUAUUGUGGUAUAUCUUGUUUAAAGUGGUAGUCUUUUUUGAUGGGUUUUGCUGUGUCUUGUGAGCAGAUCAUUACUGUGUCCAUUGUUGGAAUGGAAUUAUCACUACUGUAUCAUGAGUGGAUAUUAAUUCUCUGGUUCUCUCAGUAUUACAGCCUGACUUGUAAUCGAUACUAUUUCUUGAUAUUUAAUGUAUAGGACAUUUAUUUAUACUCAAUAAAUAUUUUUCAAAAGGAUAUAAUUUUAUUACCACCUUUGGUCAGAAGCUUCUACUAUGGAAACUGAACUUAAUACAGACUUUUAAUAUUAAUUUUAAUAUUAAUUUAAUCCUAAAACUCCAGUAUAGAAACCAAAUGUAACUAACAGCAUUAUGUUAUAGAGGAAAGAGCUAGGAACAAUCUGAACUUGGCCCUGGGUCUACCAUCAACUAAGUAGUCUACCCCUAUAAACUUAUGUUUCCUUGUUAGUAAAACUGUGCUCAUCUCACAAGGUUUUUGUGAGGAAUAACUAAGGUAAUAGUCUUAAGUCCUUUGUUAACUGCAAUGUACUAUUCUUAUGGGAGAUUAUUAAUAAAAAACUAGGGGCUUCAUUCUUUCAUUGGGGAUGCCUGGCGUGCUAUAGCAAGUCCAAACUCCUGGGUCUUUCAUGAUCCUGUCCAACCUUCCUCAGUCAGCCUCUUGGCAGCAGCAUUUCCCCUCCAACCUGGACUCACAGUGCCAUGUGUACCAACCUUUCACCUGUCUGCAGAUCAAACCAAUAAACAUUUAUUGAACACUA
Tupaia belangeri chinensis (Chinese tree shrew) is the source of this 2018-nucleotide messenger RNA. It is a transcript of the gene CHMP5, whose product is annotated as charged multivesicular body protein 5. The record is from RefSeq and is a predicted model, not a curated record. The transcript is spliced from 8 exons. The coding region runs from base 192 to 851 and encodes 219 amino acids. Gene Ontology annotation, cellular component: multivesicular body. Gene Ontology annotation, biological process: late endosome to vacuole transport via multivesicular body sorting pathway; vesicle budding from membrane. NCBI's taxonomy places the organism in Eukaryota, Metazoa, Chordata, Mammalia, Scandentia, Tupaiidae.